Penicillium maclennaniae is the source of this 471-nucleotide messenger RNA. RefSeq lists its product as uncharacterized. The coding region runs from base 1 to 471 and encodes 156 amino acids. The record is from RefSeq and is a predicted model, not a curated record. The transcript has a single exon. NCBI's taxonomy places the organism in Eukaryota, Fungi, Ascomycota, Eurotiomycetes, Eurotiales, Aspergillaceae.
AUGGGUCAACCUCAAACUCUCGGCUGGAUCUGGCCAAAAGACCAACGCCCCGGAAAACCCUCCCACUGGUCCCGCCGCUGGCGUUUCCGCGACGUCCUGACGAACAAGGGCCCUGAUAUCUAUGUUGGCGUGAUCGGCAGAAACAAAGGAUCGGGAGACGGGGGAGGAACAAAUUGGCAUCGAUGGACGAACGAUAUCACCAACCCCGGUGAGACAGACGAAAAUGACACGCCUUUUCCCUGGGCCCGUCGGAAUCCCGGCGUGAGAUACGACUUUCGGCAGCGGAAGUACCGGGUUCCAGACUUUGCCUCCUGGAGUCAAGUUGACUACUGUACCGGGGCGCGGACUAGGGGACUGUUUUCGAGGCCUGAGGUGCAUUAUGUGCCGAGGAAGUUUUGGGAUAAGUGGGGGAAUGAAAUUCCGUGUCAGGGGUGGCAUGAUUGGAAUCAUGGGUACCAUGUUGAUCGGUAA